AUGGCCCCAGCUUGGCUUGAGAAAUACAUCGUCCGCGUGGACGCAACUCCAGACCCACGACGCAAUAACGAGCAGCCAGUUUUGCAGUUGAAAUACACCGCUCUUGUGGGUCAUCGUCGAAUCGUGGGCAUGAAUGGCGAUACAGUACCACGUUACGAAAUCAAACGGCGGGCCAUACUUGGAGCCUGGGGAGACAAGUGCGACGUCACGUCGCCAGUGGAUGGAAAUCGCGAGGUGGCCAUGUUUGAUUUUCAUUCCUUGCCCCCCUCGACUGAAAUACAAUUCGUCCAGGACAACCGAAAAGUCAUCAUUAAGGCAACUGAGGGGCAAUUUGAGCCCAGUAGCGAGCUUCCCCGUCUACACUGGAAAGCAACAGGAAUGGUUGUGUACGGCAAAGCCUCGUGGGAGCUCAGAGACGAUUCGAAUCUUGUUAUGUCGGUCGUCAUUGAUGAUCAUCAAGUGAACGGGGUAAUCAGUCUCUGGAGGAGUCAACUUAAACCUGCAACGGUAGAAGAACUCCUGGUCGUAGGAAUUUCCAAGAUCGAGGACUACAGGAGACUGCUGAGGACCUCGAAGACGGCUUCUGUUCAAGCGGCUGCGAGUGCAACAUGGUUGGCGGCAUCCUAA
Colletotrichum gloeosporioides is the source of this 627-nucleotide messenger RNA. RefSeq lists its product as uncharacterized. The coding region runs from base 1 to 627 and encodes 208 amino acids. The record is from RefSeq and is a predicted model, not a curated record. NCBI's taxonomy places the organism in Eukaryota, Fungi, Ascomycota, Sordariomycetes, Glomerellales, Glomerellaceae. The transcript has a single exon.